AUGGCCAUUAAGAAACCAAAUGCUGUGAAGAGGUGCAUGGGGCUGACGUGCGCCCAGCCGGCCACCCCAGAAGCGCAGCAGGUUGCCGACGAGGUGAAGCUUCAGGUGGAAGAAAAAGAAGGGAAGAAAUUUGAGGUCUUCACUGCUGUGGAGUUUAAAACUCAGGUGGUUGCUGGAAUAAACUACUUCAUCAAGGUCCAUGUUGGCAAUGAGGAGUUCUUGCACUUGCAGGUGUUCAAAAGCCGUCCCCAUGAGAACAAACCUCUGAGCCUCUCCAGUUAUCAGAGCAGCAAGACUAAGCAUGAUGAGCUGACUUACUUUUAGCGGCUCUUUGGAAGAGCCCCUCUCAAUUUUUUUUUUAUAGGCUACAAAGUGAUGUUUCCUAUACCAAUGAAUAGAAUGAAAGUGCAUUGAAAAA
This is a messenger RNA of Mauremys mutica (yellowpond turtle), 418 nucleotides long. Its product is annotated as cystatin-B-like. The transcript has 2 exons. The record is from RefSeq and is a predicted model, not a curated record. Gene Ontology annotation, cellular component: cytosol. The coding region runs from base 1 to 324 and encodes 107 amino acids. NCBI's taxonomy places the organism in Eukaryota, Metazoa, Chordata, Testudines, Geoemydidae. Gene Ontology annotation, molecular function: cysteine-type endopeptidase inhibitor activity.